AUGGUUAUUGGUUGGUGUGUCGGCGCACCAGAAGUCCACAUGUUUGGCGUGAAAGCCAUAUCCCAUGCCGCACAGCCUGACUGCAGGAAACAGAAGGCGCUGAAUAGGAACUGCCAUUUACCCCAUUCACCCACUAUAUCGGCGAUAUGUUUCACUUCUGGCUUUUUUCUGAUGAAUACAAAAAAGCCAGAAGUGAAACAUAUCGCCGAUAUAGUGGGUGAAUGGGGUAAAUGGCAGUUCCUAUUCAGCGCCUUCUGUUUCCUGCAGUCAGGCUGUGCGGCCUUUAUUAACAUGGGAUAUGGCUUUCACGCCAAACAUGUGGACUUUUGGUGCGCCGACACACCAACCAAUCUGACCUCACAACAUUUAAGCGAUUCUAUUAAAUGUCAUAAAUAUAAUUAUCCAAACGAAAGCUGCACUCAUUGGGAAUACAAUAGGACUCAGUUUCGUAAAACAAUCAUCACUGAAUUUGAUUUAGUGUGCGAUCGAGCUAGCUAUGCAUCUCUAACGCAAUCAUUUUUUAUGUUGGGUUAUGUGGUGUCGGGACUAAUAAUAUCUUAUUAUGGGGACAAAUACGGUCGAAGACCAAUGCGGGCAUUAUUUCUGCUCGAGUGUUGUGGUCCUAAACACCGUUCAGAUAUAGCAAUAUUAGCGGGAAUUGGAUGGGUAUUAGGCUAUGUAUUAUUGCCUGGAAUCGCAUAUUUAUUACCCGACUUUCGAUACAUGCAAUUCAUAGGAGCCGUUCUUACGAUUGUAAUGUUAAUCUGGUUCUACUAUCUGCAUGAGUCGCCGCGAUGGCAGUUGGCUAAUGGACAGGUGGAUAAGGCAGAGGUUGUCAUUAAAAAGGCAUUACAACAAAAUGGCAAAUCUGUGGAUAAUUUAAAUAAACAAUUAACACAAUUGGCUACAAAUAUGGGCGCAUUAUCUGAUAACAAAAAUGAUAAAAAUCACAAUAUUAUUGAUUUGGUCAGAACUCCAAAUCUGAGAAAAUACACAUUAAUUAUAUGGUAUUCAUGGAUUGUAAACGCAUUAAUUUAUUACGGCCUCAGUUUUAAUAUGUCUGACUUUGGGGGCAAUUUCUACGUAACAUUCCUGUUGUCGGGUCUGAUUGAGUUGCCCUCACAACUACUCACACCUAUAUUUCUCCGAUACAUUGGGCGACGAAAACUGUACGCAAUAUUUAUGGCGAUAACUGCGGUCUCAUUGGUGGCAGUGAUUCCCUCCCAGAGCUCAUGGCUUCGGGUGUUGUUUGCAUUGCUCAGCAAAUAUGGGAUCCAAAGUGCGUGGAAUGUAUUCUUCGUUCACGCGUCCGAAAUAUAUCCCACAGUUAUUCGCAGCACUGGUAGAGGUGUGGCGUCAGUCGUCGGUCGCAUCGGAUCUAUUGCCUCACCCUUUAUGGGAGAUCUGAAAUUGUUAACAAGUUUAUCAUUUGUGAUGAUAUUAUACGGUGUACUGACGGCUGUGGGCGCUAUACUAGGCUUGUAUUUACCAGAAACUAAAGACAAGGAAAUGCCCGAUACUAUAGAAGAAGCUGAGAAUUUAGGAACUAAGAAUAUUAUUUAA
Messenger RNA from Medioppia subpectinata, 1563 nucleotides. The record is from the annotation of a GenBank genome assembly. NCBI's taxonomy places the organism in Eukaryota, Metazoa, Arthropoda, Arachnida, Sarcoptiformes, Oppiidae.